AUGAUGGACGAGGAAGGUGAGCAGUUUGUUACGUAUUUCUUACCAUCCUCGGAAACCUUGGAAAAGCGUAUAAGAGAUACCGAAGAAGGACUUGAAUACGAUCCCACUUAUGAGUACGAAUAUAAUUCGGUUCGAGAUUACAAUUGGUUAGUAAGGAACAAAUCAACCAAAGGCUAUGAGCAGGACAUUUUCUUGUUUUCAUUUCGUGACGGUGCUGUGUAUUAUAAUGAACUGGAAACAAGAGUUUCACUCAAUCGACGGAAGACGAAACGAGCUCGGAAACUCAUUGUAAUAAUACAUUCUUUGUGUAAGGCUGUUAUGUUUGUUUUUCAGCAAGAAACGAAGUUGAUGGUGCGCAAUCGUGCAUAUGAUGACAGUGAACUCUUCAGUCAGCAGGAGCGAUUAAACAAUUUGUUACAUCCAUACGAUGAAAAAGACGAAGGAGGUAAAUUCCUAUAUUUGCUAGCUUCUGUUGUAAUGUAUUACUGUAGAAACAGCGACAUUUGGGCAGCUUUCGAAGAUUUAAUGCUUGAGUAG
Gongylonema pulchrum is the source of this 537-nucleotide messenger RNA. Lineage: Eukaryota; Metazoa; Nematoda; Chromadorea; Rhabditida; Gongylonematidae. The record is from the annotation of a GenBank genome assembly.